Messenger RNA from Rhodotorula graminis WP1, 1229 nucleotides. RefSeq lists its product as uncharacterized. The record is from RefSeq and is a predicted model, not a curated record. The annotation marks the transcript as partial. Lineage: Eukaryota; Fungi; Basidiomycota; Microbotryomycetes; Sporidiobolales; Sporidiobolaceae. Gene Ontology annotation, molecular function: cysteine-type endopeptidase activity. Gene Ontology annotation, biological process: proteolysis. The transcript has 9 exons.
AGGAGCCACGGCGGCGGCGGCGGCGAGUACACUCACCCGCACGCGAGCCAGCAGCAGUACAACGCGCCUCCUGCUUUCGGCAACCAGAGCCCGUACCCUCAGCAGCAGCAGCAGCAGCAGUACGGCGCAGGGCCGCCCGGCCCGCCGCCGACGCACUACGGCGCGCAGCCCCAGCGCUACGACGGGCCGCCGCAGUACCAGGGCGGCCAGUUCGAGAUGCACAUGGCGCCGCCGUCCAACAUGAGCGGCUACUACUCGAACCUGUCGGGCAAGCGCAAGGCGCUCUGCAUCGGCAUCAACUACACGGGCACGAGCUCGCAGCUGAACGGCUGCCACAACGACGCGCGCAACAUCUCCAAGUUCCUGUGCGAGCGGUUCAACUACAAGGAGGACGACAUUGUCAUGCUCCUCGACUCGCCUGGAGCGGCGCCCAUGAGCAUCCCGACUCGCGCCAACAUUAUCCGCGCCAUGGAGUGGCUCGUGCGUGACGCUCGCCCGAACGACUCGCUUUUCUUCCACUACUCGGGUCACGGCGGCCAGCAGCGUGCGACCGAGGGCGACGAGGCCGACGGCAUGGACGAGAACAUCUACCCGCUCGACCACAAGACGGCGGGCACGAUCGUCGACAACGACAUGCACCGCAUCCUCGUCACGCCGCUCCCGCAGGGCUGCCGCCUCACGGCCGUCUUUGACUGCUGCCACUCUGGCUCGGCGCUCGACCUGCCCUACACCUACUCGACCAAGGGCGUCCUCAAGGAGCCCAACAUGCUCGCCGACGCCGGCUCGGGUGCGCUCGGUGCCGCGACGUCGUACCUGCGCGGCGACAUGGGCGGCGUCUUCAAGUCGCUCACGAGCGUCGGCAAGCGCAUCAUGAACGGCGACAAGGCCACCGAGGUCACCAAGCAGACCCGGUCCAGCAACGCAGAUGUCAUUACGCUUAGUGGCUCGAAGGAUUCACAGACUAGCGCCGAUGCCAAUAUAGGAGGCCAGGCGACUGGAGCGAUGUCGUGGAGCCUCAUCUCGUCGUUGACCAAGUACCCUCCCAACUCCUUAACACGAUCCGCGACGAGAUCAAGAAGUACGAGCAGAAGCCGCAGCUCGCGUGCUCGCACGAGAUGGACCUCAACCUCAUCGCCGCCUUCUAGGCGCACGCGGCGUCCCGUACCGCGCGAGUCGGGCGGCUGGGCUCGCGCCGUCGCCGUCGUCGUCUCCACUUCUUCGUCCUCUCU